GCUCCUUAACACAUCCCAGAUUCUAGUUAUGCACAAACUGACGGUUAUAGUCUCCGUUUGCGUUUUAGAUAGCUGGAGUGCGAUUAUAAUUCUUUAAAAGUGUUCAUUUUGCAGAGUGAAACUGCAGCGCGUGUGACCGCGUGGUGGGGGAUGGGAGCUCAGGUUCCUCGCGCCGUGCACGCGAGAUGGACGUUGACAACAACUAGCUUGUAUUUAACCGACUAGUUAGCUGCGUUGCUAUGGAAGCAACCACGUGCUGGAACUAGAAUCGCUCAUUUUUUGCACUUGUUUGGGGAGUUUGUUGUUUCCGAUGACGUUUAUCCACGAUACGCUUUAGCCGUAAGCUAAAAAUCGAAUGACAUGUAAUGGCGCUUCCGGCAGAGUGUUCGCGUGACAGUUGUUACGACGAUAUUUUUUGCGAUUAAAAUAUGGUUAUUAGUAUUACAUUAUGCACUUAAUUAAUUAAUUUCAUUGAUGUGUUUUGUUAAUUACUCUAAUUAAAUGACGUGUUAUAACUACUCUGGAAUAGCACGGGUGUAUUUACUGGUGAAGACGUGAACAGAGACAAAUUGAAUGGACCUGUAGAAGAGAAUGAACCGAAGUCAAUUACAAAAUUAUGCACAUAUAACUAGUUUAACCAUGAAAAUGCAUUUGACUACAGCAGAUUUCACUCUGUCAAAGAGGCUGAUUUGACUGUGCUUCCAUGGAUGGCAAAAGUAUGAGCAUCUAAUCAACACUUGGUAUCAUGGCUCCACUCUCGCCCUGACCUCUUGGUUCACCCAGGAUCCAAAAUGAGCAUAAGCAGCGAUGAGGUCAAUUUCCUGGUGUACAGAUACCUGCAAGAGUCAGGCUUCUCCCACUCAGCGUUCACCUUUGGCAUAGAGAGCCACAUCAGCCAGUCCAACAUCAACGGAGCUCUGGUGCCCCCUGCUGCCCUCAUCUCCAUCAUUCAGAAAGGCCUGCAGUAUGUGGAGGCUGAAGUCAGCAUCAAUGAGGAUGGUACGCUGUUUGAUGGACGACCGAUCGAGUCGCUGUCGUUGAUUGAUGCAGUGAUGCCAGACGUGGUGCAAACGAGGCAGCAGGUGUAUAAGGAUAAGCUGGCUCAACAGCAAGCUGCUGCCGCCUCCAGUGCCACAACAGCCACUGCUGCCAAGAACGGAGAGAACACAGCUAAUGGAGAGGAGAACGGAUCUCACACGCUGUCUAACCACCACUCAGACAUGAUGGAGGUGGACAGGGCAGUGGAGAUCCCAGCCAGUAAAGCCAUGGUGCUGCGGGGCCACGAGUCUGAGGUCUUCAUCUGUGCUUGGAACCCUGUCAGCGAUCUGCUGGCCUCUGGCUCUGGAGACUCGACUGCACGGAUCUGGAACCUGAGUGAGAGCAGCGCGGGAGGAUCCACUCAGCUGGUGCUGCGCCACUGCAUUCGGGAGGGGGGGCAGGAUGUACCCAGUAACAAAGACGUCACCUCACUGGACUGGAAUAGUGAAGGAACACUUCUAGCCACAGGAUCCUAUGAUGGCUUUGCCAGGAUAUGGACUAAAGAUGGUAAUCUUGCCAGUACACUGGGGCAGCACAAAGGUCCCAUAUUUGCUCUUAAGUGGAACAAGAAAGGAAAUUUUAUUCUCAGCGCUGGUGUUGAUAAGACCACCAUUAUUUGGGACGCACACACAGGAGAGGCCAAACAGCAAUUUCCAUUCCAUUCUGCUCCGGCUCUGGACGUGGACUGGCAGAGCAACAACACGUUUGCCUCCUGCAGCACGGACAUGUGCAUUCAUGUGUGUAAAUUGGGCCAGGACAGACCAGUCAAAACAUUCCAGGGCCACACAAAUGAAGUCAAUGCAAUCAAAUGGGAUCCAACAGGGAAUCUCUUGGCCUCCUGCUCUGAUGACAUGACGCUAAAACUUUGGAGCAUGAAACAGGACACAUGUGUUCAUGACCUGCAAGCCCACAAUAAGGAGAUCUACACCAUCAAAUGGAGCCCUACUGGCCCUGGAACCAACAACCCCAAUGCCAACCUCAUGCUGGCCAGCGCGUCGUUUGAUUCAACGGUGCGUCUGUGGGAUGCAGAGCGUGGUGCCUGUAUCCACACGCUGACCAAACACCAGGAGCCCGUCUACAGUGUGGCAUUCAGCCCAGAUGGGCGGCACCUGGCCAGCGGGUCCUUCGACAAGUGUGUCCAUAUCUGGAACACGCAGAGUGGUGCUUUAGUCAACAGCUACAGAGGGACGGGCGGCAUUUUUGAAGUAUGCUGGAACUCCACUGGGGACAAAGUGGGCGCAAGUGCAUCAGAUGGAUCGGUUUGUGUAUUAGACCUAAGGAAAUGACACUGCCGCCGGGAAGCCAUGGACCGACUAUGAAUGUGUGCAUAGCCAAAUUUACUGACUGUCCCUGGCCCAUCAUCCACUGCUGUAGUCCACGCGUGAGGUGCCAGACCACAGCCCAGACCAGCAGUCCCUCAGCUCCAUCACAACACGGACCUGUGACUCUUAAGACACACACAAAAUCAGCGUGCUCAAGGACUGUUAUAUACAGAGACGCUCAAGACAUGAGAAAUACACCGCAUGUGCACACACACACACACACACACCCCUCAUUAGUUCCUGUGUUCAUCAUUCCAAACCCAGAGGGCUGAGGUCCACGGCGCUGUCGUGUGCAUAUUGUACACGUCCAGCGCUCCAACAAUGGUUUAUGCGUAACUGCAUGAGCUAAAGAGCAGAAUAAUGCCAACUCGUGGCUGUAUGAAAUUGACAAUUCAGAGUAUUGGCACUGUAUGUUUAGUGGCUUUGCGACUUUGGAACUGUUCUCCAAAAAAUGCUCAAGGAAUUUUUUUUUUUUUUUUUUUUGCCAAACUUUGAGAGAUAAUUUGAUUCUUUUUAAGAGUUAUAUGAGUACAGAAAGCCUAUUAAAUUACUCAACUAUAUUUUCUAACACAAAUGCCCUGUGUUAUUUUGUACAACCUAUGCAACUUUGUGGUAAGACAAAACUGAACUCGCAGUGCAUGAAUGGCGGGCAUUGUUAUUCAUUCUAGCUAUCAGGUUAUUCAUUCCUUUUCUUUUGAUUCCAAUGAUUAUCCUUUCACCUUCCUCCUAGAUGAUAUUUAACAUCACUUAAUGUUUGACAGAUUUGUUCCUCCGAUUUGAUGUUCUUUCUUUAGUGCUUUUUACUGCUGUCAUUUCCUGCUUUUUCUAUAGAGGUUUUGACACUUUUAGUGCUUGGUGUGUGUGUGUGUGUGUGACUGUGACUGUAACAGCCAUAGUCUAUGGCUUCAUGUGAGUUACAGAAUUAUGGGUCGGUGUGGUUUUUAUCCAGUUUGUCAGUCAGCAGGGAAGUGGACAAGCUUUUUGAUUCAUCCAAUUUGAUAGUCCAAAGUCAGGUUGAGGUGGUGAUGUUUUGCUAACAAUUUUUGCUCGUUUGUAAAAUGACAUUAUUGUGCAGUGAAGGUAAUGGGUAUAAACGCAGAAACUGAUGUAGAAAAACGUAAAUGUGUCCACGGGGAUGCUCCUGUUAUAAAGGAUGUAUUUUAACGCAAACUCCGUUAACAUUAUGGACUUCUUGCGACAUGGUUUUGUCAGGGUAACGGCACAUUGAUUUAGAGUUUGCUAGACGCUGUCACGUGUCUUUAUAAAAUACCAUUAGACAGUCAUAGUCCAGAGAAGCAGCUUUUACCCAGCACACUCAUGUCACCUCUCAGCACUUUAGACCUACUCCCAUGAAAUCCAAUGAGCACUUAAAAACAUCUUUUAUCUUUUGGACUGAAAGUACUUGAGUGACAUUAAACAUUUACUUGAAUGAACCAGAUCAUUAUUAGAGGAUGAGGCGGCUGGUUUAAACGUAUGUAUUUUUUUUUUUUUUUUUUUUUUUUUUUUUUUUAUAUUAAAAUAGUCCAAAAUGCUAACAAAUGCCUUUCUUUCCCAAUAGAUCAUCUAUAAUCUGUAUCCCCUCCUAAGAAUAUCCAAAUGUUCUGUGUAUGAGUAUUUUUUUUUUUUUUUUUUUUUGAGAGAUGAGUAUUUUGAAGCUUGCUCUAAUAUAAUCAAGUAGAUUGUACGAAAAUGUGCUAUUUAUUAUAUUGUCCAUGACAGUGGAAUGGUAUUUUAUAAUGUUUUAAUUUUAAAGAGAUAUUUUACAGUGUGUGUGUGUGUGUGUGUGUGCAAGCGUUUGCUUCUCUUGGUCCUCAACACCUAGCACUCAGCUUGCUGUGUCCACAACCCUUUGAAAUUUUGUACUUUAAAAACUUUUGUAAAUCUAAGGUUGCUUUUAGCUCUUAGCAAAAGCACGUACAUGGGCAUAUCAAAACAUCUUAGACCAUGCAAUUACUUGUUCAGUGAUUUUUUUUUUUUUUUUUUUUUUUUUUUUUUUCACUUUAGAUCAUCUUUAAUCUACUUUUUCCCUCUUUAUCUUUUUUUUUUUUUUUUUCUUAUUUUGCUCACUCUCCAGCAGAAAUCACUUACUGCAAUGUUGAUUUGACUAUUGUGAUUUGAGUCCGAUCAAAUGAAAAGUCCAGAAUAAAAUAUAUUUUGAUAGUA
This is a messenger RNA of Megalobrama amblycephala (Wuchang bream), 4523 nucleotides long. RefSeq names its product TBL1X/Y related 1b (gene tbl1xr1b). Gene Ontology annotation, molecular function: transcription corepressor activity; protein binding. Gene Ontology annotation, cellular component: histone deacetylase complex. The transcript has 16 exons. The coding region runs from base 792 to 2324 and encodes 510 amino acids. The record is from RefSeq and is a predicted model, not a curated record. Gene Ontology annotation, biological process: regulation of transcription by RNA polymerase II. NCBI's taxonomy places the organism in Eukaryota, Metazoa, Chordata, Actinopteri, Cypriniformes, Xenocyprididae.